AUGUUUCAAUCAUGGAUCCUUGAUAUCAUCAUAAUGGAUGGAAGUGCUAACGAUUUGGGUCCUAGAGUAAAUGGUGGUUUGUGGUUAAUAGUUAACGCAGACGGAAUUCCUCGGCCAUUUAGUACAACCGAAGUACCAUCUUCAAAUCAUCCGGUAUGGAAUUUCCCAGCACGUAUGAUUUUGCAAUUUAAUGACGUAUCGCGAUCAUAUUUAUACAUAACUUUGUGUACUCAUGGUUUUAAUGGUACAUCUGUCGAAGUUUUGGGUAGAUCACGAAUUGGCUUAAGAGCCCUUCCUGUGGGAAGCCCAAAGAUCUUCGAAUUUCCAAUUAUGCAUCCUUCAAACUCAGCUCAAAUAGUAUUGAAUUGCCGCGUUAAAGCUACACUGUCUUCGAUUACAGCUUCUUACGCAAGGCCUCCUAAUGCCCAUUAA
Molecule: messenger RNA, 432 nt
Organism: Trichomonas vaginalis G3
Lineage: Eukaryota; Parabasalia; Trichomonadida; Trichomonadidae
Product: C2 domain (calcium/lipid-binding domain, CaLB) family
Exons: 1
Coding region: 1-432 (143 amino acids)
Source: RefSeq, a predicted model, not a curated record